AUGAUCAGUAAAGAAUUUAAACAUUUAAUGGCAACUGAAGGAGGAAGUGGAGUAGACGCAAAUGGAUAUAUACCGAAAAAAGUCAAUGUGCAUGCAUACGAUGGUCGUAUAAUUGAAGCUUACGCAUUAGUAGUUCAACAGACAAGUCCAGCCAUAUUGUAUCACCAUGCGCUACCCAGCAACCGUUAUAUUGGUCUUCUACGUAGUGGCGCAACACACCACAAUAUUCAUCCAUUAUAUAUAGAAUACUUACAAUCUCUACCUUCGAUCGAACGUAACAAACCUGUCUUGGUACUAGUUAUUAUUGAAACACUAAUGCUAAUUACAUUAUUGGCACCAAUUUGGAUACCUGUAAUAAUUUAUUACUUAUGUACACGUCAAAACGCACAAGCUCGAGCAUUCUUUUUUACACUGCUUAUGACCAAUAUGUGGCGCAUCUAUCGUUUUUUUGGCAGAAAAAGGGCUAUUCAACCUUAUUAUUCUGCACCGUUUCCUCGAGAAAGCACACAUUUCAAAGCGAACACAGAAACAUUUCGUGCUAAAGUUCAGAUCGAUGAGCAAACUUUAUCGGAUACUGUGUCAGACAUCUCAUCGGAACCAAUUUUAUCACCAACGUCUACCCCACUAAUCAAACAACGAAAGAUUAAUCAAAGUUUGGUCGAAGAAGCUCAAGAAUGGUAUACCGAAUAA
Molecule: messenger RNA, 690 nt
Organism: Rotaria sp. Silwood1
Lineage: Eukaryota; Metazoa; Rotifera; Eurotatoria; Philodinida; Philodinidae
Source: the annotation of a GenBank genome assembly